ACCAAUGUAUUCCCUGAUUUUAUUCCAUUGAAGUUAAGGAAGGUUUACGAAGUUUAUACGCUAUUUAUUUAUUGACGAGUACAAGUUCGCAUAGAAGUGAAAUCGAAGGCUACCAGUACACGAAGAGGAUAAUAAUAAACGAUAUCUGUGUUCUGGAAAAUACAAUGUUAUUAAUGUCACGAAUUAGCGGGAGAAUAUUAGGUUAGAUGGUUAUCGAUGAAUUUAUUAUCGCGUACAUUCGAUUGUCACGGUGUGAAAUAACGAUAUCGAUAGAGGGAUACGUUAUCUAUACGUAUUACGGAACAUAAGAGUCAAUGUGUGAUCGAAGAAACACAUAUUUAGCCGAAGUCGAAUGUGCAAGUACUCUCCAGCUCAUAUAUACAUCAGCUGAUUCUCCCACCCUCUCUGCCAUUUUUCAACAGACGGCGUACUCGAAUCGACAGUUUGACUAGAUAAUAGAAUCACCUAUGUACAUGAACACGCUGUUUUUCCGCAUUGUCAAUUGAAAAGCCAUCGUGAGAGAACAGGCGCCGUAUCAUUGAAGCUAAUGGCAGAUUAUGAAAUUGUCGCAUCGAAGAGUUGGAUUUGGGGAUGGUUUAGUUGGACUGUCUCAUCUUCAGCUAUGUUACGUGCUGCGGAGAAGAAAAUUCUUUCUUAUUUGAAAACUACACAUCGGGGUUGGUAUGUGGACAUAGGAUCUGUUGUAGGAAGAGCAGAUAAAAUAUGGACUAUUUCUUUAAAUGAAGAAUCACCGAAGACACCACUUGUUUUGCUACAUGGUUUAGGAGCAGGUGUAGCACUGUGGUGUUUAAAUCUAGAUGCAUUGGCUUCUCAGAGACCAGUGUAUGCUAUCGAUAUAUUAGGUUUCGGUAGAAGUAGCCGUCCUGUUUUUAGUAAUGAAGCCCACAAAGCCGAAAAUCAGCUAGUCCAAUCCAUAGAAGAAUGGAGAAGAGAAAUGCAGUUAGAAAAGUUUAUACUGUUAGGCCACUCGAUGGGUGGCUUUUUAGCAGCAGCAUAUAGUAUGCAGUAUCCUGAAAGGAUUAUGCACCUGAUACUCGCGGAUCCUUGGGGUUUUCCUGAAAGGCCUGUGGAAAGAAAGUCAGUAUCUAUACCUUUGUGGGCGAAAGUUGUGGCUUACAUGAUUCAACCGUUAAACCCAUUGUGGGCAGUUAGAAUGGCUGGUCCAUUUGGACAGUGGCUGAUUGAAAAAACAAGACCAGAUAUUGUAAAAAAGUUUGUACCUUUAUUAAAAGAUGAUACGGCUAUAAUUGCACAAUACAUACAUCAGUGUAAUGUACAGACUCCAACGGGUGAAAGUGCAUUCCAUGCAAUGAUGCAAGGUUUUGGCUGGGCCAAAAAUCCCAUUGUCAAAAGAAUAGACAAGUUGAAUUCAGAAAUUCCAAUAACAUUAUUAUAUGGCAGUAGAUCAUGGGUUGACAACUCUUCUUGGGAAAUAUUAAAGCAAGCUAGAUCGUCGUCUUACAUCAAUGUUCAGGCAAUAACGGGAGCAGGUCACCAUGUUUACGCAGAUAAAAGUGAGAUUUUCAAUAAAUAUGUAUUAGAAGCGUGUAAUUUAAGUGAUUCGGUACCCAGUUUAAUAACAUCGGACAUUCGUCCAAAUAUAACUCCUACAAGUGAACAAGAAAUAACGGUGAUUCUUACAAAUCAAGAGAUUGAGUCGAAAAUCGUGGAACAACAAGAUUUAAAUACGGCGCAAUCACAAUCUAGUUGAAGUUUAGUACAGAAAUUGUAUUGCUAAAUUAUAUAUGUUCUUUUUAACUUUACCAUGCAGUUAAAUGAACUGCAUGCAUCAUGUGAUUUAGACUAGAUACAUGUACUGCAACAUACAAAACAAUUGCUUAUGAGUUCGCAUUACAAUGUAUUUUAACUUCCAAUUUGUAUAAUGCCAUAUUGUAUAGUAUGUGACUCUUUGAAUUAUCAACAGAGGAUAUGAAAAGAAUCUGCUUUUAUCUGUUUUUAUUGAUUCUGUGCAUACUUUUUCAAGUAUUAAUUAAUAUAUUUAGUUUUGAUAUUAUUUUACAAAUUUUUAUUCGUUUCAUAGGAUAUAGAUAUGAAUCCUAUGUUAUAAAUAGGUAAGGGAGAGAUCAAAAUUAAUAUUAAUUACAGUUACAUUUCUUACAUUCAUGAACAUUUUGAGAUUAACAUUUAUAAUAUUUAUUCAUCAUAGAGAAAUUUUUUUAGAUCAAAUGAAAUCAGUGGGAUCAAUGAUCAAAUAACAUAAAUUCUUUGAAUGUA
Messenger RNA from Nomia melanderi (Alkali bee), 2256 nucleotides. RefSeq names its product pummelig (gene puml). NCBI's taxonomy places the organism in Eukaryota, Metazoa, Arthropoda, Insecta, Hymenoptera, Halictidae. Gene Ontology annotation, cellular component: lipid droplet; mitochondrion. The record is from RefSeq and is a predicted model, not a curated record. Gene Ontology annotation, biological process: phosphatidic acid biosynthetic process; lipid homeostasis. Gene Ontology annotation, molecular function: lysophosphatidic acid acyltransferase activity; carboxylic ester hydrolase activity.